GGUAAGCGCACUAGCGGAAAGGCUGUUGCAACGAGCGUCAAGUCUGCUGUCCCUAAGAUUAGCCAUUGCUUUUAAGCCGACUACUUUAACCUGCACUGCCUGCGUACCAAGUCAAGGAAACCAGCGGAUUUCUGAUCGAUCAGUUUCAAUCUGAUAAAGGAUGAGAAAGACUGGGAUCAGAAGGAGACAUUUAGUCCCAUUCGGUCGCUCAGUGAGUAUCUUGCAGUUACUUGUGCUGUCUUGGGAAAUACUUAAAACUUCUGCAUGAAUGCCCCCAUUUAAUCGCGGGGACAGCAGCCUUUUACCAAGGCAUCCCCUGAAAAAAAAGGAAAAUAUUUUCCAGAACACAACCAAGAAUGUGUCUGAUGAUUUCUGUCAUACUUUCUUUGCCUUUUGGACUGACAACACGGCCAGUGGAAAGACGUGCGCUUAUGAGCUGUGUUCCGUUUUUUGUCCACUAGGUUUGUUUUUCAUUUGCAUGUUUUUGUCAUUGAAAUUUAUAAUUUCGCUGAUAUAACGACGUUGAUGCUGGUGUCUUCAGCAACACAUGUAAAAAUGCUGAACAGUGUUUUAUUGCUGGGCGUUUUAACGGUGACCGUUUUCUCCUCGAAGACAGAAAGCCGCAAAACUUCCAAAGACAUUUGUAAGAGUCGCUGCUUUUGCGAGGAAAGGGAGAACAUUUUGAAUAUCAACUGUGAAAAUAAAGGAUUUACCACAGUCAGUCAGUAUCAACCACCACAAAACAAAAUAUGCCAACUCUUUUUAAAUGGAAACUUUCUGUCCAGGCUCAAUCCCAACGAGUUUGUUAAUUACGGCAAUGUUACAAGCCUUCAUUUGGGAAACAAUGGUUUACAAGAAAUUAAAACCGGGGCUUUUACGGGACUUAAAUUUUUAAAGCGACUUCAUCUCAACAACAAUAUACUGGAAAGUAUUAAAGAAGACACCUUUGCCGGUUUAGAAAGUUUGGAGUACUUACAAGCAGAUUACAAUUAUAUCAGCUCUAUUGAGGCAGGUGCGUUCAGUAAACUGAAUAAACUCAAAGUCCUAAUACUUAACGACAAUCUACUGCCUUCUCUCCCAAACAAUAUUUUCCGUUUUGUUUUGCUAACCCAUCUGGAUUUGAGAGGGAACCGACUGAAAACGCUGCCUUUUGCUGGUGUGUUGGAGCAUAUUGGAGGUAUUAUGGAAAUCCAGCUGGAGGAGAACCCGUGGAAUUGUACUUGCGACCUCAUCCCUUUGAAAGCAUGGUUGGAUACCAUUUCAGUUUUCGUGGGAGACAUAGUCUGCGAAACGCCAUUUAGACUCCAUGGGAAAGACGUCACACAACUGAUAAGGCAAGACCUUUGCCCAAGAAGAAAUGCUGGCGAUUCUAGCCACCGCAUAAUGCAGUCUCCAUCAGAUUCUCAGUACCAGGGUCCCUAUCCAACAUUACACCCAGGCGUCACUCCAACAAGAACACCGAAGGCGUCCCGUGCCCCCAAAAUGAGAAAUCGCCCGACACCGAGGGUAACAGCGUCCAGUAGAGAUAAGCAUAUAUUUGGACCCAUCAUGGUUUAUCAGACGAGGUCUCCCUUAACAAUUAUAUGUCCAAAUGUAUGCAUCUGUACUUUGCAGAAUCCGGACAGUGGAUUAAAUAUAAAUUGUCAAGAAAGAAAACUGUACAAUAUAUCAGCUCUCCACCCCAAACCCUCUUACCCAAAGAAAUUGCAUCUGACAGGUAAUUAUCUACAAGUAAUAUAUAGAACGGAUCUUGCAGAAUAUACUUCCCUGGAGCUUCUCCACCUCGGAAACAACAGAAUAGCAAUUAUUCAAGACGGGGCUUUUGAAAAUCUGACAAGUUUACGCAGACUUUACCUUAACGGCAAUUACAUCGAACGACUUACGCCGUCGUUGUUUUCGGGGCUGCAGAGCCUUCAGUAUCUAUACUUAGAGUAUAAUGUCAUCAAAGACAUUCUGCCAGAAACAUUUAACUCCUUGCACAAUUUGCAGUUACUGUUCCUCAACAACAAUUUGCUAAGAUCUUUACCCGAUAAUGUUUUUGGGGGCACAAUGCUGACAAGGCUUAACCUCAGAAAUAAUCAUUUCUCCCACCUGCCCGUGCGGGGUGUGUUGGACCAGCUCUCAGCUUUUAUUCAGAUUGAUCUCCAAGAAAACCCAUGGGAUUGUACUUGUGACAUUGUCGCUCUGAAGAACUGGAUGGAGCUGUCCAGCACCAGCGUUGUAGUUAAUGAAAUCACUUGCGACUCACCCUCUAAACAAGCCGGACGCCUUCUGAGAUCUCUACGAAAUGAUGCGAUUUGCCCAGAAACGGGCGUAGUCACAGAAACCACGGAACCCACUGUGAGUACCAGCCCUGAUACAACCCUUUCUACUGCCAGUGCAGACUCCGACACCGUGUCAGAAAUGCACCCAGAAGUACCCCUGUCUGUCUUAAUUCUGGGUCUUUUGGUUGUGUUCAUUCUCUCGGUCUGCUUCGGCGCAGGUUUGUUUGUAUUUGUACUUAAACGACGUAAGGGGUCCGAAAACAUCCCCUCAAGUGCUAAUAAUUUGGACUUGAAUGCUUUUCAGGUCCAGUACGGUUCCUAUAACACAGAGUCCAACGCAGACAAACCGGAGAACAAUGUAUAUAAUUACAUACCCCCGUCUGUAAGUCAGAUGUGUCAAAACCCAAUUUAUAUGCAGAAGGAAGACGAUCAAGUAGCUUUCUACAGAAACUUAAAGGAACUGAACUUUAGUUCCCUGGAUCCUAAAAAGGACGAGCUGUCCCGAAGUCCUGCAUAUACUAUAAGCACCGUGGGGUUCAAUGAGAAACAACCUUGUGGAAAUCAGGAGUCGGAGCUGCUCUAUCAGAACGUUGCGGAAAGAGUUAACGCGCUUCCAACUGCAGGGGUACUAAACUAUAAUUUUUGUACCUUGCCCAAAAGACCUCCCGCGCCCCCAUACGACUCGAGGCGCAACAACCAGGACAGGUUAAAUAAAGCAGUUCUGUAUGGGACCCCGAGGAAAUAUGCCGAACAGUGUCAAAAUGAAUACCCAAUGCUUCCAGGGAAACUAAAGACGGUACCAGAUUACCUCGAAGUUCUGGAAAAACACACUGCCAUGAGCCAGUUGUAAAAUAUAUUCAUUAAACCUUUACUUCGUUACGUAAACAUUUCUCUAUCCAUGUAACCUGAAAAUAAUGAGGACAUGUCAACAGCGCGAUUCCGUUUUUCGUCUCCUUCAAGCUGUGUAAAUGAGCAAAUGUUAAAAUAUGCGGUAAAGGGUGGUAUGCCGCAUUCUUUUAGGUUUUACACUUUACCUGCUUGAAACGUAGGUUAUACUAGCAAUUUUCACAACAUUUGUAUAAUAGAAGUUUGUGCUUAUAAGGGAUCUCUGGUCAAAAAAAAUGUCCCUUUUUCCGAACUUCAGCAGCUCUGAGUCCUUUGAAAACUUGUACAUAUAGGGUGUGAUGGUUG
This is a messenger RNA of Megalops cyprinoides (Indo-Pacific tarpon), 3455 nucleotides long. RefSeq names its product SLIT and NTRK-like protein 2. The record is from RefSeq and is a predicted model, not a curated record. Bases 526 to 3114 code for a protein of 862 amino acids. Gene Ontology annotation, biological process: positive regulation of synapse assembly; regulation of presynapse assembly; axonogenesis. The transcript has a single exon. Lineage: Eukaryota; Metazoa; Chordata; Actinopteri; Elopiformes; Megalopidae. Gene Ontology annotation, molecular function: protein binding. Gene Ontology annotation, cellular component: membrane; glutamatergic synapse.